AUGAUCGCGCCUCCCCUAGUCGUUCCCCGCCUAAUCGCGCCUCCCCUCGUCGUUCCCCGCGUUGUCGCGCCUCCCCUCCACUCGUCGCGCCUCUACCACUCUCAUCGCGCCUCCCCUGCUGUGUCGCGCCUACCCUCCCCUCGUCGCGCCUCCCCUCCCCUUGUCACGACUCCACCCUUCUCUGAUCGCUCCUCCCCUCUCCAGGUCGCUCCUCCCCUGGCCGCCCUCUCCUCUUCGCGGCUCUUAUCGAGAGGUGAGGCCUCACCUCUCCUUCCCUCGUGGCCUCACAUCUCUUUCCCUCGCGGCCUCACAUCUCUUUCCCUCGUGGCCUCACAUCUCUUUCCCUCGCGACCUCAUCUCUCCUUCCCUCGCGGCCUCACCUUUCCCUCCCUUGCGGCCUCACCUCUCCUUCCCUUCCCCCUGUUCCUGCCUCUUCCCGCCCCUUCCCGCCCCUUGCCGUCCCUUGCCGCCCCUUCCCGCCCCUUGCCGCCCCUUGCCGCCCCUUCCCGCCCCUUGCCGCCCCUUGCCGCUCUUGCCGUCCCUUUCCGCCCCUUCCCGCCUCUUCUCUAUUCCCCUACCUUCCCUGCACAUUCGUUCCCUUACCCGCCCCUCUCCCACCUUUCCCUACAUCCAGCUCCUUUCCCUCUGCUGCAAAAGCCUCCUAUUCCCUUUCCUGGCCUUCAAGUGUGGGUGGUUGUGGCAGAGCCAGUGGUGCUAGAGUGGGCCAGAGGGGCGAAACUAUCAGCACACCUGCAGCCAUUUUCAGCAACUCUUACUGAAGUGAACGGUGGAGUUGAGGAGUACACAGCCAUUCUUCCUACCUCGUGCUUUCAAAAGCUCAUGGAGGUGAUCAGCGAGAAAGAAGCCAUGCGGCAGUGGUCGCGCAAGCAGCACUGCCAGGGGCGCACAGUGGCACUGGUGCCCACCAUGGGGUAUCUACACGACGGCCACCUCUCUCUCGUGCGCCUGGCGGCCACACUGGCAGACGUGGUGGCUGUAUCCAUCUACAUCAACCCCUCGCAGUUCGCCCCACACGAAGACCUCCUUUCUUACCCACGCGACCUCGCCCGUGAUCUCGCUCUUCUCAAGGACCUGCCAGUGGCAGCAGUGUUUGCCCCAGCGGACCUGUACCUGCGCCCUCUCUACGCACCACCCGACCAGCGCCACGCCGUCGCGGAGCCCCCUGCAGCAGCGCCCGCCCCUGGCGGCGCUGCAGAGAGCGCAGCAGCAGCGAGCGCAGCGGCGCCAGCAGGGCACGAGACGUGGGUGACGGUGGAGCGGCUGCAGCGGCCGCUGUGUGGGGGCGGGCGGCCGGUGUUCUUCCGCGGUGUGGCGACAGUGGUGGUGAAGCUGCUUCACAUUGUGGAGCCGGAUGUGGCCGUGUUCGGCAAGAAGGACUACCAGCAGUGGCGCCUCAUUCAGCGCAUGGUGCGUGAUCUGGACAUGGCAGUGGAGGUGGUGGGCGCGCCGCUGCUGCGUGAGGCGGAUGGACUGGCCAUGAGCAGCCGCAACGUGCGCCUCACCCCCGAGCACAGGCAGCAGGCUCUCUCCAUCAGCCGAGCGCUUCUGGCAGCCAAGGCAGCAGUGGAGGGUGCUCACAGCGGUGCGGGCGAGAGUGAGCGAGGCGAGGGGCACGCACAGGCGGCAGAGGCGAGCGCAGUAGUGGAGAGAGUGAGGCACACGGUUGAGGAAGCAGGAGGGCGAGUGGAGUAUGUGCAGUUGGUGGAGCAGGAGAGUCUGGAGCCUAUCUCGCACAUCACUCGCCCCGCUGUGCUUGCAGUGGCAGCCCAUUUCGGAUCAGUGCGUCUCAUAGACAAUGUGGAGAUCGAUGUUCAUGCAUAG
Closterium sp. Naga37s-1 is the source of this 1842-nucleotide messenger RNA. NCBI's taxonomy places the organism in Eukaryota, Viridiplantae, Streptophyta, Zygnematophyceae, Desmidiales, Closteriaceae. The record is from the annotation of a GenBank genome assembly.